AGGUUGCUAGCUUAUUGUAAGCUCGUCUCGCAGUCUUACCGUCCGAUCCUUUGUCGAGCCGUAGUUUGUCAUUGGCCUUCUUCUCCUCCAUAUCCUCAUGCUCGUUAAUACUUUUUACCUCGUCAACGGUCAAGUAUAUCGGAGCAUUCUCGUCUCUCUUCAAAGUCGCGCGUCGAAACAUUGCGUAGAGCCCCUCGUGUGUCCCUGCUGCUUCUGUACCAAAGAUGAUCGGCAUGACUUCUUCUUUGCGGAUGUGUUGGGGAAGGUAGUGUUGUUGGAGGAUACUCUCGGAGUUGGCCAUGAAACGUGACCGUAACGCUGGCGUUAAGGUGCCUGGAACACUCAAUUAGAUAA
Lasiosphaeria miniovina is the source of this 354-nucleotide messenger RNA. RefSeq lists its product as uncharacterized. Lineage: Eukaryota; Fungi; Ascomycota; Sordariomycetes; Sordariales; Lasiosphaeriaceae. The transcript has a single exon. Bases 98 to 310 code for a protein of 70 amino acids. The record is from RefSeq and is a predicted model, not a curated record.